Amphimedon queenslandica is the source of this 3640-nucleotide messenger RNA. RefSeq lists its product as uncharacterized. Gene Ontology annotation, biological process: signal transduction. Bases 40 to 3453 code for a protein of 1137 amino acids. The record is from RefSeq and is a predicted model, not a curated record. Gene Ontology annotation, molecular function: protein binding. NCBI's taxonomy places the organism in Eukaryota, Metazoa, Porifera, Demospongiae, Haplosclerida, Niphatidae. The transcript is spliced from 11 exons.
CGGCUAGACUAGACUUGGUUUUUGGAAUGAACUGUCAAGAUGGCCACUGGUGGAUCAGGAAGUGAUACUGAAUGUAUUGGAUGGCUAUUUUAUGAGGAGAAAGGUUUAAAUGAAUAUGUAGCAAUAUUUGCUGUAACUAAAGAUGAUGACACACUCUUUGAUUAUAUUGAAAGGAAGCAUCCUCGUGCUAAGAUAUGUCAACGUAUCAACUUUAAUUUUGUCCAGCAAGACUCUGCACUGACAUUAAGAGGUGAUUUUAUUGAAUUAAAGUUUGAUACUCAACAAGACGAACCAACCACUGGAUGGAGUAUUGUACCUCUCACAGAACCUUGUAUAAUAUAUAGAAAUGAUGUCGACAAGUUUGGUAAACCUUGGAAUUCUCAUCCUCCCUCCUGCCGUGUAUCAGUUCGUGCUUCAUCUAAUGCUGUUCCUAUACUACGUUAUACUAUACCAGUGGAAGGAGCAACUGAUCCUGUUACAUUGAUAAUUGAAAGGUCACUGAAAGGUCCUGUCCUAGGCAUGAGAGAUUUAGAUUAUAUACUUGACUUAUUGCAUAAAGCUGGCUUCUCACAGAUGAAAUGGAAACCUCUUGGUCUUGCUUUAGGAUUAUAUCAUCCUACACUGAAGACAAUUGAGGCUGAGUAUCUCAGAGAUGUACAAGAAUGUCUUGAGCAGUGUCUAUGGAAAUGGUUAAAGGAAGUUGAUGGUGUUAAUGCUACUGGACGUCCAACAAUGGCCUCUCUAUAUGAUGCUCUUGAGAAAAUUGAUGAGAAAGCAGCAGCUGAUUAUAUCAGAAAAAAUGAAGAUAUUGUUGAUAACCCAGAGUUAUGUCACUAUCGCGAAGCACUUAAAACAUUCAUUACAUGUCAUCUCACUAAAGUAGUUGUUCAAGGUGAAGCUCGUGUUGGUAAAACCUCUUUUAAAUCACUUCUACUGGAUGAGAAGUACUUCAAAGUGAGUACUGGCAUUGCUGAGCCAAGAGUUGGUAUCUACUGCUAUAGACGAGAUACUGGGCAACGAUACAAGCUAUUGAAUGUCACAGAGUUAGAAGGAUUAGUUAAAAAUGCUUUGAAAAAAGAUGCAUUAGAAAGAUCAAUCAGUUCUUCAGCAGAAAAUCAAGUCAGUGAAUGCAUCGAUAGAAAGAAAACCUCGCUUGCUGGAAGUGAAUCAUCUGAUUUAGGGAGCGAAACAGUUGACAAUGGUGACGAUGGCUUUGUUGAAGGAAAUGAAGCCAUUGAUGGAUCUAGCAAUGAGGAAGAAACACCUGGAGAUGGAGACAAAGCGUCUAGUAAUGGAAAUGAAGCACCUGGAGAUGGAAACAAAAGCUUGCUGAGUAAAGCAGUAGAGAAAGUACUUAAAGAAGUAAACCAAUGUUCAGGUGAGGAAAAUUGUUUAGAAGGUGCGCAAUGGCUAUACCUCAUUGAUACAGGAGGUCAAAUUGCUUUUCAGAAGUUGCUUCCAAUUUUUAUGCCGUUUUCCCAAGUUCUUAUUCUUGUUGUUAAAUUAUCAAAGGAGCUUUGUUGCGAAUCUACUGCAGUGAUGCACUGUGAAGGGGAAGAUCACAAUGAUGGCAGUCCAUACAGAUUGACAGUUGAAGAAGUUUUGAAGCAGAUUGUUUCUUCAAUAGCUUCUGGCAUGCAGCAUUUCAGGGAAAGCUAUAAAGAUCAUGAAGUUCUACGAGAUUUGGUUCCAGAGAAAUUGCAGAUUCUCACAAUUGGUACACAUGGAGAUGAAUGCAGUGAUGUAGCACAGUCUAAACGCAUAUUGGCAGAAAAAUUGGCAGAAAUAAUUAAAGGAAAUGAUGAUUGUGAGUCAAUUGAAGAUCAUCAUGUAGUGCAUGUACAUGAAGUUGAUGGUCGUAUCGCUAAUGUAGCUGUUGAAGAAAGAGGAAACAAUGAAAAUUGUAAGAGCACGAAGAGUUCUUUGGAUGACAUAGAUGAGAUCUUAAUGAAAGAUGAUAAAGGAAUCAACAUUCCAUUUUAUUAUUACUUCUUUGAUAUUGUACUUCGCGUUGCAGCAAUAAAAGAGGGAUGUGGUGUUUUGCAAUUAUCCACCUGCAUUAGUCUUGGGGAAGAUUUAAAACUUUCAGAAGAUGAAGUGCUGGAGUCUCUUAAUUUUUUGCACCAUAUCAAUAGUAUCAUUUAUUAUGGAAAUUCUGAAGCCUGCAGUGAUCUGGUGUUCGUUAACAUAGGUAGUCUCAUUGGUAUUCUCAAGGAGUUGGUCGGGCAUGUUCAUAUUAUUCACUCCAAUAAAAGAGUAUACGCUGGAGAUGAGGAUGUUAUAGAGGGAAUGCUUUCAGAGUCCAAGUUUAAACAGAUUUGUAAAAAUCAACUUGAUUGCAUUGAAAAAGAGCUACAAGUUGAUAAUAUUGCAACGAAAUUGCUGAAGCUUUUUCUGGAGCUUUCAAUAGCUACACUCAUAAAAGAUAAGUAUUUUAUACCAGCUCUUCUUCCUGUAAGAGAUGUUACAGAUAUCAAUCCUUAUAAAAAUCGUGAGCCAUUACUGUUUUACUUCAAGAAGGCCACUCCAAUGGGCCUUUUCUGUUCUGUGAUUACUCAUCUCCUUUCAAACUUUAGCUACAAAAUUGCUUCGACAGAUAGUAAUUUCUCAAAUUGUAUGGAGUUGAAAUAUCAUACAGAAGGAGUUGCAUCAUUUUUCGUUGUUCUAAUUGAACAGAUCAAUUGUAUUGAAGUCCAUUGUGAGGAAGAGAGAGGUCAAGACAUAGUAAGGGAAAAUGUUGAAAAAGCGAUCACUUCUGCAGCUGAAAAGCACAAUCUUAGUGCAAGCCAUGAGAUCCGAUUUUAUUGUCCAUGUAAGCGUGGCCCUGGAAGUGCUGGUUCUGAUCGAAGUGGUGAUGGUGCUGCUAGUAAUAUAGGAGCUGUGUUGAAGGAGAAGAAGCACACAGUUGAAGUUGAGACUGUCAAUAAGGAGCAUAUUUUUCGAUGUAGUGACAACCCACAUACUAAAUGUGAAGAUAAAAAAGAGUUAUGGAGCUCCUGGCUUGAUGCUGGUAUACCAAACACUCCUAUUUCUAAUGAUGAGUUAAUUUCUCCUAUGAUACUAAGUACUAUAGAAAAAAGUGUAUCUGAGACAGGGAGCUCUGGCUCUCUGCAAUUGCAAGAAGUCAAAGAUCCAAUGGAGAUACUGCAGAAAUAUUCAGCUAAGCUAACCAAGGCAAUUUCUGCAAAUGUUAGUGAUGUCACUAAAGCAUUGCUUUCUGAUGACCUAAUCCCAAAAGGGACUAUAAACUAUAUAAUGACAACAGUUGGUGUAUCUACUACUGAUAAAGCUGAUAGAGUAAUGACUGAUGUGAUGGGUCAGUUAGAAGCUUCUCUUGAUGAAAGACAGUAUUUAACUGAUGUGUGUCGUAUUUUAAUUAAGCAAGGUGCAGCAAUGAAAAAGAUAGGAAAUGUUGUCCUUAAAAAACUAGAAUGCUGUCCAUCCUCCUGCUAGUGAAGGAACAACAAAUUUAUUUUUGCUACCAUGCAUUAUACAAAAUGACAGUAAUUUUUUAGAAUUUUUUUCACAUGAUAUUUUUUAUUAUUUUGACAAAACAUAAGCUUGUCCAUAUUUUAAGUGGCAAGUCCUUUGUAUGUGCUUUAUGUAACUUAUGUCUUGAAUGUCUUUGUAUUAACUAUAA